Messenger RNA from Solanum stenotomum, 1098 nucleotides. RefSeq lists its product as uncharacterized. Gene Ontology annotation, molecular function: nucleic acid binding; zinc ion binding. The record is from RefSeq and is a predicted model, not a curated record. The transcript is spliced from 2 exons. Lineage: Eukaryota; Viridiplantae; Streptophyta; Magnoliopsida; Solanales; Solanaceae. Bases 1 to 1098 code for a protein of 365 amino acids.
AUGAAUACGAGGGCUAACCCGAGGAGAGUGGAAGAGAAAAAUGUUAAUGAGGGAGUUCCUCCCCAAGGUGAGCAAGGUCUUCAAGGUGGACAAGUUCCUAUAGGCAAUCAAGGUAAUAAUGUUCUGGUGGUUCCCCCGGACAUGACUAAUGAGGAGAUUAGAGUGGCUCUUCUUGCCUUAGCCCGAGCCAUGACGGGCCAAGCAAAUAAAGAUGUGGGUCCUAGGUUGAAUGAGAGUACCUUGGCCUCAAGACGAAGGGACUUUGUGUGGAUGAAUCCUCCUAUUUUUCUUAGCUCUAGAAUAGGAGAAGAUCCACAAGAAUUGUUGGACGAAAUCUAUAAGAUAGUGGAUCCUAUGGGUGUGUCAUCUAGGGAGAAGGUGGAGUUGGCUUCCGACCAAUUGAAAGAGGUGCCCCAAAUUUGGUUCACACUAUGGAAGGCCAAUAGGCCGGUUGAAGCGGGUCCCAUAGAAUGGGAUGAGUUUAAGCGAACUUUUCUUAGCAAGUACUUUCCCCGUGAGAAAAGACAGGUUAAGAUUGAGGAGUUUAUUAACCUUAGUCAAGGUAACAUGAAUGUGGAGGAAGAUGAAAUAAAUAGGUUUGUGACCGGUAUAUCCGACCUUGUGAAGGAAGAGUGUCAUACGACAAUUCUCCAUGAGGAUAUGAAUAUUUGUAGGCUCAUGGUGUAUGCUCAAUCCAUUGAGGAGUCCAAGCUUAACAGGAUGAAUAUGGAUUUAAAAAGGGGAAGAUUAAAUGAGAAAGAUCAACCUAGGUUUAAGAAGAGGGCUCCUAACCAAGAUUCUACAAGUGCUUCUAAGGCUAAUGAGGAUAAAGGUGGUGGAUCUCAAUUUUCUAAGCCUCUUUGUGCUACUUGUGGGAAGAAGCAUUUUGGGAAAUGUCUAGACAGUAUGAGUGGUUGCUAUGGGUGUGGAAAGAAUGAUCAUAAGGUGAGAGAUUGUCCUACUCUUACGGCUAGAGGAAGGAAUGCCAAGCAAGCUUCCAUUGAUGUCCCAAAUCUUGAUGCUUCAAAGUGGAACCGUUCCUAUGCUCUUCUAGCUAACCAGGAAGCAAAUCCGGAUGAAGGUGCCGGUAAGUUAUAG